Molecule: messenger RNA, 1963 nt
Organism: Prosopis cineraria
Lineage: Eukaryota; Viridiplantae; Streptophyta; Magnoliopsida; Fabales; Fabaceae
Biological process (GO): protein histidyl modification to diphthamide
Molecular function (GO): 2-(3-amino-3-carboxypropyl)histidine synthase activity
Source: RefSeq, a predicted model, not a curated record
UGAUUACCCCUUUACCAUCCUCACUAGGUCCUUUGCGUGAUUUUCCUUUCUCCCUCGCCCCAUUUGAUGCGAAUGAGUGAAUCCAAUUGUCUAACCCGCCGCUACCUGCUGCUAAACUCGCCGCACCGUGGUCACUCAAGCUCGCCGCUGAAGCUCAGCCUGCUUCUCCGUCGUUAACCCAUGGACCGUCGCCGUUCUCUACUCCUCCGACGGCAACCAUUAAUCUAUUAAUCUCCAUCACUGUUUGCUCGACACCUCUUUGCCGUUUCCCAUUUUACUCUUAUUCGCCGUCGGUCCUCAUCCUCUCCUAGAUCACUAAUUCUGAGCCGCCUGCUCUGUCUCCAUUGCCGCUUGUGUUCCUCCAUUUUUGCCCCGAGAAGAGAGACCCAGAAAGGCAGUGCAAUCCAAACAAAUCAAGUAAUUUAGAGAGUUGAAAGAAGCUUGAGGGUUGCAAACAGUUUUUUUUUUUUUUUUUUUGCAGCUCAUCCAUGGAGUUGGAGCAACCCACGCAAGCUUGCCAUCCAUCUCAAGAACCUAACCCUAGCAGGCCAAAACCUACACCAAAGCGUUUUAUUAAAAGCCAAAUCCCAGAUUCGAUCUUGAAUGACUCAGCUCUCAAUGCUGCCAUAUCACUUCUCCCCUCAAACUACAAGUUUGAGGUGUACAAAUGUGUUUGGCGUGUGAAGUCAACUGGAGCAAAGCAAAUUGCCCUCAUUCCUGAGGGCCUUCUCAUGUACUCCCUUGUCCUCUCUGAUAUCUUUACUACUUUUGCUAGUGUCUCUCAAUGCUUUAUUCUUGGCGAUGUCACCUAUGGAGCUUGUUGUGUAGAUGACUUGUCUGCUAAAGCACUUGGUGCUGAUCUCUUGAUACAUUUUGGACACAGCUGCCUUUUACCCAUUGAUUCCACUACAAUUCCCUGCCUAUACGUCUUUGAUGAUAUUAAAAUCAAUGUUGAUCACAUGAUUGAUACUAUCAGACUAAAUCUUCAAUCUAGUGUCAAAAACCUUGUCCUUGCUGGUACAAUACAGUUUGCCUCAGCAAUCCGGGUAGCAAAACCUGAGUUAGAGAAAUAUGGGUUUAAGGUUUUGAUUCCACAGUCCAAGCCACUGUCAGCUGGUGAGGUUCUUGGCUGCACAGCGCCGAAGGUUUCAUCAAACUCAUUCGGUGGUGAGAGUGAAUCUGUGGGAGUGUUUGUAGCUGAUGGAAGAUUUCAUCUUGAGGCAUUUAUGAUAGCAAAUCCCAGAAUUAAGACUUUCAGAUAUGAUCCAUAUUUGGGGAAAUUGUUUCUAGAGGAAUAUGAUCACGUGGGCAUGAAACAAUCAAGGAAGAGUGCAAUUGCAAAAUCAAGGCGGGCUCAGAAUUGGGGUGUAGUUAUGGGAACUUUAGGUCGACAAGGGAAUCCAAAGAUUUUGGAGAGAUUGGAAAAGAAGUUGAAGGAGAAGGGCUUCAAUUAUACAGUAAUUUUAAUGUCAGAGUCAAGUCCAGCUAGAAUCUCUCUGUUUGAAGACUCUAUAUGGAUCCAGAUCGCUUGUCCUCGAUUGUCGAUAGACUGGGGAGAUGCUUUUGCGAAACCAGUUUUGACUCCUUUUGAGGCAGAAAUUGCACUGGGAAUUAUACCAGGUUGGUGGGAAAAAACUGUGGUGAAAAAUCAUGGUUGUGAUAAUGACUCAUUAUGCAGUGACUGUAACUGUGUAGAUGCAAAUGAAGAUUUUGGUGGAGAAUAUCCAAUGGAUUAUUAUGCUCAAGAUGGUGGGGAAUGGAAUUCCUCUUAUUUGAAAAAGUCCCCUCGUCCUACAAGAAGAAUUAUUUCUGUUAGUCUAAUUCUUGACAGUCUCUAAUUUGCUGAAUUCCACUGAUUUUGUUUCUACUGCUAGUGUUAUUUGCUUAUUAAUUUGCUAUCAAAUUUGCCUAAGUUGUAUCUUUAUAAGAAGCUAUGCAUAUGUAACGAGAAGUUUUUACAAAA